Archocentrus centrarchus (flier cichlid) is the source of this 1225-nucleotide messenger RNA. RefSeq names its product neurotensin receptor 1 (high affinity) (gene ntsr1). Bases 14 to 1225 code for a protein of 403 amino acids. Lineage: Eukaryota; Metazoa; Chordata; Actinopteri; Cichliformes; Cichlidae. Gene Ontology annotation, molecular function: G protein-coupled neurotensin receptor activity. Gene Ontology annotation, biological process: neuropeptide signaling pathway. Gene Ontology annotation, cellular component: plasma membrane. The record is from RefSeq and is a predicted model, not a curated record. The transcript has 4 exons.
AUAUAGAAGCAGAAUGGAUUUAAACUUUACGCUUUCGGGGAGCGACUUGAUCGGCUUUGGCUCCUUGGCGCAGAAACUUUUUGGGAAUAAUUCUGUGUUUCCGUUUGAUAACAGCACCGCCGCUACCAAAAGUGAUGAAGAAGACUUGGAAGUUAAUACUGACGUGUACUCAAAAGUCACAGUCACUGUCAUUUACGUGGCUCUGUUCGCCAUAGGCUCCCUAGGCAACUCCAUCACCCUCUAUACCCUGAUUACCAAAAAGACACUCCAGAACCUGCAGAGCACCGUUCACUACCACCUGGCCAGCCUCGCCGUGUCCGACCUGCUCAUCCUCAUCCUUUCCAUGCCCAUAGAGCUCUACAACUUUAUCUGGUUCCAUCACCCGUGGGUGUUCGGGGACGCCGUGUGCAGGGGUUACUACUUCCUCCGGGACAGCUGCUCUUAUGCCACCGCGCUUAAUAUCGCCAGCUUGAGUGUCGAGCGCUACAUGGCCAUCUGCCACCCGUUCAAAGCAAAGAGCAUCAUGUCCCGCAGCCGCACGAAGAAACUCAUUAGCGCCAUGUGGCUCGCAUCCUUCGCGCUCGCGACGCCGAUGCCCUUCAUCAUGGGCCAGGUGACGCGUAAAGGCGAGAAGAUAUGCACCGCUGUGGUCUCUCCAGUAACCAUGAAGACUGUUCUCCAGAUAAAUGCAUUCCUGUCCUUUGUCGUACCCAUGGUGGCCAUAUCUGUGCUGAACGGGGUCAUAGCCAAUCAGCUGUUGCGGAUGUUUCGCGAGGCCGAGCAAGACAACCGUGUCUGCAUGAUCGGAGGAAAUCCCACUGUGCUGAAUGCCACUGUGGAGUCCAACCGUGCUCAGUCACUACGCCACGGAGUUCUUGUUCUCCGAGCCGUGGUCAUAGCCUUUGUGGUCUGCUGGCUGCCCUAUCACGCUCGCCGCCUCAUGUUUUGCUACGUCUCUGACUGGUCAGAUGACUUAUACGACUUCUACCACUAUUUCUACAUGCUGACCAAUGUCCUGUUCUACGUGAGCUCAGCCAUAAACCCAGUCCUCUACAACCUGGUAUCAGCCACCUACCGUCAGAUCUUCUUCUCCACGUUGCGCUACUUCUGCAUGCCCUGCCGCCACACACCCAGGAGGCAACCCUACCCCCUCAACCGCCACUCCAUCAGCAUCUCCAGCAGCCACACACUCUCCACUAACAUCAUUAAAGAGACAGCAUACUGA